Molecule: messenger RNA, 1551 nt
Organism: Rhizoctonia solani
Lineage: Eukaryota; Fungi; Basidiomycota; Agaricomycetes; Cantharellales; Ceratobasidiaceae
Product: BRCA1 carboxy-terminus (BRCT) domain protein
Exons: 7
Coding region: 1-1551 (516 amino acids)
Source: RefSeq, a predicted model, not a curated record
AUGGCUCGAAUUUUCAAGACAUCAUCUGGGCUUCCACUGGCGAUAUAUAUUGAACCUUCAUGUCCGAAUAGGCCUGGGCUCCUGAAAUCCAUAUUGGCGAAUGGGGGAGCACCUGCUCCCAGGAUUGAGAAGGCAAACGUGAUACUGGUGGAUGCUCAGACACGGAAUGGACGCGAAUGUGCGCGCAAUCAAUUGGACACGGGUUCGGAGCGGAUUGUGCUCUUUGUAGAGUGGAUCGAAGCCUGUGUUAGUGCGGGCAAACUCCUCGGCGAAGACGUAGAUUGGGGCAAUCUGCGUAUCCAGGACCCCGAAAUCGUCGACGAAAGUCUGUACGAAGAACCAGGCGAUUCACAUGUGCCACAUGUUAAACAGGAUAUCAAGGAAGAGGACCAUGCGGACACCAACGGCCAUGGCCGACCCCCACGUCACCGACUCGUCUUCCCGGAGGAGAACUGCCAGUCUCAUCUGGUGCUCCGACCAGGACCACGGCCACCCCUCCACUCAACCCCGAAACACACACUGCUGUUUGUGCCCCAUCUCACUAUGCAGAAUCCCCCAGGCAAUCCUCGACCAGAUACUUUUCCGCCAGUCUUUCCCCACGCAAAUCCUCCAGGCACCCUCCCUGCUCCUGCAGACUACGGUCGACUACCAACCGACCCCGAAUAUAGCACUCUGUUCCUCUCCUCUUGCGAGGAAUGGGAGCGAAUAAAGAGGGAAGGCCAGGCAUACGUUUCCCCCAAGCGCAAGUCUCAAGUACACGAACGGCACGUGUCGCCUGAUCAACCAACCACCAAAGUCCCAGGUCCGGCCCCCAUACGCAGCAGGCCCGGACAAAGAAGACGGUCUCCGCUCCCUGCUGGUUCCACCAAGCGCGGCCCCAAGCGACGAGAAUCCCAAGUAUUGCCCGGCGACUUUACCUCGCUGCAUCUCAAUCUCCCAUCGGAAUCUCAACCACUGGGAAUGAGGCUUGAAAACGACUCGGACGAUGUAUUCGAUAUUCUACCACUGUCUCAUGCUUCUUCCUCGCGAACUCCCAAGAAAGCUGUUAUUAAAUCAAUAAGGGAUCAUGGUGGCACCACGGCAUUCAAGAUGGAAGACGCAGCCUACAUUAUUGUUUCCAGGUCUGCCCCUCAAUAUCAAGAGCUUGCGCAGGAGGCCGAAGCAAUCGACCGAAUUGCCGUCCCCGUCGCUUGGAUCCGCAAGUGCAUAGAGGAGCAACAGAUCGUGUCGUACGAGGGGUUUGCGGUUGUCUCUGAUCAACGGGUGGUCGAUACCCUCACGGAAGAAGAUAUUAUCAACGCUGCUAUGGCUGAUUUGCCUCCUUCUCCUGUGCCCAGCAGCUCUUCAGUGGGCAAUAAGAAACCGGGACACAGAUUCACCGAACAUGAUCAGGAGUUCCUGCAAAAACGCCUGGCAUGGACGUAUGCUCGCGAUCCUGGUUCUCACUCAGAGCCUUUUUCCAGGAUCUGUAUGAAAAUUCACCAAACCACUCGUUCAACUCUUGGAUGGCGUACUAUUAUCGCCCAGCAACCGAUGCGCAGCGCGUAUUGA